AUGCUCAACAACUACACGCCACUCCUGUGUACACUCGCGAUACUGUGCGGGGUGGUGGAGCCGUUCCUCGGCAACACCCUGCCACUGCAUAUAUUCGAGAAUAUCGACCAUGAGCCGGCGAAUAAUCAGAAAGAUGCGAGGAGGGCUGGGAAGCCGCAUCCCGAGAAAGAAUAUACCGUCCGUCGCGUCCCUCCCUACUUCUCGUUCAAGCUGGAGAAGCAGUACCGUGUACACCAGGGCGGCGGGUUGAAUUUGACGUGUGUCGCCGUCGGCUACCCCAUGCCAAGGGUAUUCUGGAGAAAAAGCGGAGACGUAGCCCUUGGCGACCCGCUGACCGCCCCAAUUGGCAAGAAUAUCUUGACGCUCAGCGCUGUCGAGCGAUCGGAGAAUUUCACAUGCGUCGCGGUCAGCAAACUCGGCAAUAUUGAGGCCACGACGACCGUCGAGGCGAGACCUGCUCCUCCCCCUCCCUCAGCUCUUCGAGUCGAUGGAGUCACCGGUGGAUCCGUAACUUUGGCUUGGCAUGCCCCAAAACUGCCCGACGGCGAAGAGGUCGUCAAGUACAUCGUCAAAUACCGUCAAAAAUACGGCGACUCUUCGAAAUUUCGCGUAAAGGAAAUCUCGCCGGAGUUGUUGCGAGCGACGAUUGGCGACCUGGAACCGUUUACGUUGUACGAAUUCACGAUCUCUACCGUCAACAAUAUCGGGCCCGGAAAUCCUUCACCACCAAGGGAGGCGCAAACCGCUGAAGCCGCUCCGAGUACACCGCCCAGAAAGGUGCAAGCCCGUGCGAUGAAUCGUGGAGCGAUCUACGUAACCUGGGAGCCGAGCGAGCAUCCGAAUGGCGAAACGAUCGGCUACCGGAUCCUCUACACCGACAAGGACAAAAAUGCCCCCAUCGAACAGUGGCAAACGAAAGAAGUCACCGGCCAACCGCCAUCACAGCUGCACGAGCUCAAAAUCGACGCUAUCUACUACUUGCACGUGCAGGCCCGAAACCGGAAAGGCCUAAGCCCGCUGAGCCAGCAGGCCACCGUAAUCACUACUCAAGGCAUCCCCGGCCAGCCUCAAGCCGUCGUCGGGAAGGCGCAGGACUCGCGAAGUAUCCAGCUGAUUUGGGAGCAGCCACUUCAGGUACAACCGAUACUCCGCUACGUCGUCUGGAUGAACGGAACCGACGGGGAAAGGGAACUGACCCUCACCACAGCCCAGGAGAAGUAUACGGUCACCGGCCUCGACCCAAACACUUACUACGCUUUUCGGGUCGCCGCAGAGACGCAACGCGGCCGUGGACCGUUCUGCCCUACCGUAGUUGCUCAGACGCUCCCCAGUGCCCCCGUCCCUCAGCCGAAACUCCUGAGCCUCACCUCCGACUCCCCACAUACCCUCACCGCCACUUGGCAACUUGCCAAAAGCGACUCCAUCACGGGCUUUCGACUCCAAUACCGACAAAUCACCGAUUCUUCGAAAAAAUCUGACGAAGAUGAGGACUCCAUUGAACGCCCGAAAUCGAAAAAGCCAAAAAAUGGAAAGCCGUUGGAAUGGGAGACGCUGGAGAUCCUCGGAAACUCGCGAACUACGACGCUAGAAGGACUACGCGCCGAUACUACUUACGAGGUUACCGUAGCCGGGAUGUCGAAGAAGGGCAUGGGCCGGGAGAGCAACUCAAAAACCGCCCGGACGCUGGAGACCGUUCCUUCUCCUCCCCUGAAUCUUCGCGUGGAAUUGACAGAUGCAAAUGAGGCGCGACUACAGUGGGAUGCGCCAAUAUCUUCAAACGGGGCCCUCCGUGGAUUCUACGUCUACAAGGAGAAGCUCGUGAACGGUGUGCCGGUGCAUGACAAACUACACAAAGUGGCCGCAAUUCAAGAUCCGGAGAAAACCGAGUUCAUCGUCGAGCGCCUAGAACCGAACACCGAGUACGCGUUCCGCGUCAAUGCUUUUAAUAGACAUGGCGAUGGCGAAUUUUCGGAGAGCCGAACGAUCAUGACUGGAGGGAUACCGCCACCGCCUCCGCAAAUCGUCUCCGUUUCGGUGGAGCCGAGGGAUCCGGAUGGGUAUCCGGUGAAAGCUCGCGUAUCUUGGGCCACGCCGGAGUUGAAGAGUUCGCAUGAGCAGCCGGUGGAUAGAUAUCUCUUAUGGUACCGCGUCGAGGGCAAGGAGUACACAAAACUCGUCGUCAACGGUACCGAAACGGAGGCCUGGCUAACAGGACUAUGGCUCGGCAAGACCUACGAAAUCAUGAUCUGCGCCGAAAACGCGGAGGGGGCAUCGUUUAACGUGACCGAAAGGCUGGUGACACCGAUUGGGACCCCGGAUGCAGAGCCGCAGGGCGUACACUACGAAGUCGCCGAUGGACAGAUGCGAAUUUCGUGGGAGCCGCCAGCAGAAGAGCGACGAAACGGCGAGAUCACCUCCUACCGAGCCAUUCUGACUCCCAUGCACUCCGAGGGGCAACCUGUCGAGAAAACGGUGGCUGGCAGUGACAAGGCGGCCGUUUUCAACAUCGAGCCGCGCAAGAGCUACACUUUCAAGGUCGCCGCCGCCACGAUGAAGGGCUACGGGCCGUACUCGCCCGUCUUGACGAUCAACCCCGACCCGACCGUUUUGCGUCUUUGUGGAACUGGAGUAAAACUCCGAAGCUGUACGCAC
Mesorhabditis spiculigera is the source of this 2652-nucleotide messenger RNA. NCBI's taxonomy places the organism in Eukaryota, Metazoa, Nematoda, Chromadorea, Rhabditida, Rhabditidae. The record is from the annotation of a GenBank genome assembly.